UGAUGAUAUAAAACCUCAUAGUGGAGAAAAGGAAACAUUUCAUUCCUCAAUCUCCCAAAGCAAUCAUCUGAGGUCGGGGAGCAGUAAGCUACGAUCAAAACAAUGGCUUUGGUGAUGCAUGCUGCCAACAAUAAAAACGCUUGGAAAGGGCUUAUCGCUGCAGAAUACAGUGGGGUCGAGGUUGAACUCGCAAGAAACUUUGAGUUGGGGGUUUCAAAUAGGACUCCUGAAUUCAUCAAGAUGAAUCCCAUGGGAAAGAUGCCUGUAUUGGAGACACCUGACGGUAUAGUUACUGAAAGCAACACUAUAGCUCGCUACGUAACUUGCUUGAAACCAGACAAUCCUCUUUAUGGGUCUUCCUUGAUUGAAAAUGCCAAAAUUGAGCAAUGGGUGGACUUUGCUGCAACUGAACUUGACCCAAGCAUUGCAGGGUGGGUGUAUCCUAGAGUUGGAUUCAGGCCAUUUAUUCAAGGGGUUGAGGAACUUUCAAUCUCUAACCUGAAGAGGAUAAUGGAAGCUCUCAACAGUCAUCUAGCUUCAAAUACUUAUCUUGUAGGGAAUUCAGUGACAUUGGCCGAUGUCGUCAUGACAUGCAACCUGCAUCCUGGAUUCAAUCGGGUUAUGACGAAGAGCUUCACAUCACAAUAUCCCCAUGUUGAAAGGUACUAUUGGACUCUUGUUAAUCAGCCAAACUUCCGCAAGGUAAUGGGCGAGGCAAAGCAGGCAGAGUCGAUUCUCCCUCUUCCAUCGGCACAGAAGCCUGCACAGGUUGCACAGACUAAAGAGCCGGAGCCUGAAGUCAAGAAGGUGCCCGCAAAGGAUGUUUCUGCUGACAAACAGGAGGCACCCAGACCGAAGCUCAAAAACCAACUUGAUCUCUUGCCACCAAGCAGGAUGAUAUUGGAUGAGUGGAAAAGGCUUGUACUCUAACACUAAGACAUUUAACUUUUGCGAAGUGGCAAAUAAGGGUCAUUUCCUUUCUACUAUUUUCAGGAUUGGCUUUGAUAACUUUCUCUAUUUUAAAAAUUAAGUUUAACAGUGAACUUUUGACUAAUGCGGCUUCAGGAUUCUGGGAUAUGUACGAUCCUGAGGGCAAUUCUCUAUGGUUCUGUGAGUUCAAGUAUACGACUAGAAUUGUACAAAUCGAGGAUCAGGAGCCUUUUGAGGGAGAGGAAUUGCGCUGGAUGCCAAGUGCUUCAAAUAAACAGAAUCUUGAAGUUAAAGUAGAAGUUUAGCCAAUUAUGCGAGGUUUACUCUGAGCAAAUUCGGGGAUUCAGAGGUUUAAGUAGAUUUUCCUCUGAGGCCAGAGUAUCAUGUUUGUUCGAGAAACGUUUGCGAUUUUCGCAGGCAGGUCUUGCUGUGUUUUAAGCUUUCGCCUCUCACCUUGCAGGGUAUAAUGCUACUUCUGUUUACCUAGGACUUUAGUGAGUUAAGCAGUUGAUGGAUCUGGGUAUUUCCUAUGUUAUCAGAUGUAUCACAAGCUCUCGUGUUCACUUUCAUCGGAUGUUUACCUUGCAUCAUUAAU
This is a messenger RNA of Asparagus officinalis (garden asparagus), 1525 nucleotides long. Its product is annotated as elongation factor 1-gamma 2-like. The transcript is spliced from 7 exons. The coding region runs from base 103 to 930 and encodes 275 amino acids. NCBI's taxonomy places the organism in Eukaryota, Viridiplantae, Streptophyta, Magnoliopsida, Asparagales, Asparagaceae. Gene Ontology annotation, biological process: translational elongation. The record is from RefSeq and is a predicted model, not a curated record. Gene Ontology annotation, molecular function: translation elongation factor activity; glutathione transferase activity.